Molecule: messenger RNA, 2101 nt
Organism: Esox lucius (northern pike)
Lineage: Eukaryota; Metazoa; Chordata; Actinopteri; Esociformes; Esocidae
Gene: crlf1a
Product: cytokine receptor-like factor 1a
Exons: 8
Coding region: 312-1478 (388 amino acids)
Biological process (GO): cytokine-mediated signaling pathway
Cellular component (GO): external side of plasma membrane
Molecular function (GO): protein binding; cytokine receptor activity
Source: RefSeq, a predicted model, not a curated record
GUGUAUGAAGACGCAGAUAGACAGAAGGCCAAGCAGUAGAACACUAAACGGAGUUAGGAAAACCUCACGGCUACCGACGUUUCUUUAGUACCCGAGUUUCAUGCAAUCAACGGAUCAAAUAAUAGGUUUGGACUGACCUUAGGUUUGGACUGAACUUGCGCAUCAAAGACUUAAAUUCGGACUUCGGUGCAACUUGAUCCCGUGCGUUUUUUGAUCCCUUGUAGUCUGUGUAAUUAUGUGCUCAAUAGAAGCUUAAAAAGUGAAAAGUUCACUAACUGAACGAAAAGAAGACAACAUUUGCCAUUGUCAAAAUGUUGUCACUAUUCUUCCUGAUUCUGUACAUUCCUGCAGUGAUGUCCUCAUCGUCACAGACAGCAGCCAUUUACCCCCAGGACCCAGCCCUGACCAUCGGCUCCACUCUCACUGCCACAUGUUCAGUUAGCCCUGACCUGGGCCUACAUGCCAGCUCUCUGUUCUGGAGCCUUAAUGGCCGUCGGCUUCCAAGCUCUUCCUACAGUGUUUUGAGCCCUACAGCUCUCAGUGUCACUCUGCCUGGCUUGCCAGCCUCUAGGCAGAGGUCAGGGGACAACCUUGUGUGUCAUAACCAUGGCGGACAUGUUUUGGCCGGGUCCUGUCUCUAUGUUGGGAUGCCUCCUGUGAAGCCAGUAAACCUAACAUGCUGGUCCAGAAACACCAAAGAUCUGACUUGUCGCUGGGCACCAGGAGGACAGGGAGAGACCUUCAUCAGGACCAAAUACACACUCAAAUACAAAUUCCGGUGGUAUGGCCGAGAGAGAGAGUGUGAGGAGCACAGUGCCGCCCAGCCAUAUUCCUGCUACAUACCUGGUGACCUCGCCCUGUUCACGCCCUACGAGAUCUGGGUAGAGGCCACCAAUCAGCUGGGUUCAGCCACCUCUGAUGUCAUCACCCUGGAUAUCCUAGAUGUAGUGACGACAGACCCACCGUCCGGCGUCUGCGUGAGUCGCGUUGGGGACCUGGAGGACCAUCUGACGGUUCGAUGGGAGUCCCCACCAGCUCUCAAAGACUUCCUGUUCCAGGCAAAGUACCAGAUCCGCUACCGGCUGGAGGACAGCUCCGACUGGAAGGUCAUGGAUGACGUAGGAAACCAGACGUCGUGUCGGCUGGCAGGGCUAAGACCAGGCACUGUGUAUUUUGUCCAGGUGCGCUGUAACCCCGUAGGGAUCUAUGGAUCUCGUAGAGCGGGUAUUUGGAGUGAAUGGAGCCAUCCAACCGCCGCGUCGACACCUCAUAGUGAGCGAGUGUCAUCAGGUUCGUGCGACUCCAAGUCCGGAGAUUCCAACUCGACGUUACGCCGAGAGCUGAAGCAAUUCUUCGGUUGGGUACGAAAGCAUGCUUAUGGCUGCAGCGGCAUGUCAAUCAAACUCUACGACCAAUGGAGAGUCUGGAUGCAGAAGUCCCACAAAACACGCAACCAGGUAGGUCCUGCAAGGGGAUAAGUCCUAGUGAACAGUCAAAGGUUCAGACAACAAACGUGUGUGUGAAGAACGCUGUCCACUGUGGACCGUGAUUGUGCCAUUCAGCGAGCUGUGACGGGGACAGGAAGACCAAUUUGGAGGCAGCCACCCUACACUAUACGGGAGAUACUAACAAUACAUGAAGGAAUGAAACUUUGAGGAGCAGCAAUCUUCUCGUUCCUGUAGAAAUGCCGGCAGCUCUGAACAGACUGGGAGGACCAGUGGAUAAGGACCGUUGGAAUGUUUCCCAUCCAUGUCCCAAUUUUAACCAUGAUGACCCAGUAGCUGUCUGUGAACCAUAAUUUGGGAAGCCCGGUCUGCGGGCGCACAUUGCUACAGGAUUAUAGACAGACUUUGUUAUCUGUAGCAUACUGGAGAUCAGUAUUUAAUGAUAAGUACGGCCAGGAGUUAUCCUGACCUUGUAACCCUGUACACGACAACCUUGUGAACCUAAUGUUAAUGUUUACCUUUGGACACAGAUAACCCUCUUUAUUUUUGUACUGUGUUGUGCUAUCAUAUUUAAAAUGUUUUGUUUUGUUACUAAGUUAUGUUUAGUUUGUGAAAUUGUUAUUGACUGAACAAUGAAUUAUAGUGUUAGAAAAGUG